Messenger RNA from Lasiosphaeria miniovina, 1652 nucleotides. Its product is annotated as putative phosphoribosylaminoimidazole-succinocarboxamide synthase. Gene Ontology annotation, cellular component: cytoplasm. Gene Ontology annotation, biological process: 'de novo' IMP biosynthetic process. NCBI's taxonomy places the organism in Eukaryota, Fungi, Ascomycota, Sordariomycetes, Sordariales, Lasiosphaeriaceae. The transcript has a single exon. Bases 343 to 1272 code for a protein of 309 amino acids. The record is from RefSeq and is a predicted model, not a curated record. Gene Ontology annotation, molecular function: phosphoribosylaminoimidazolesuccinocarboxamide synthase activity.
AUGUAGCAGCUCUCCAAGGUAAGGAUUAACUACCUUAAGUUCUGUCGAAUUCUGCGGCAAGCACAAAAGAAGGAUAACUACUAGGUACCUACCUAGGUAGCACCUUAGUUUCUUGCCCUAUGGAACCUUUAAAUCUUGGUAAUCUGUACGCUUGUAGCAUGGAGGUGGUAACUUGCCCCUCCGAAAAAUCGGACCCCGAUGUUCGGUCGCCAAAACUAAAAACCGCUCUCCCACCUUACCUAACGUCGUCGGCCCUGACCUGACCACGCAUCGGCAACUACAACCGAUCACGGACUUUUCCAACACGGAAGGGAAUAAAAUCUGCACGGCAGGCUGGAUAAGAUGGCGUCCCAAGUGGUGACCAAGAUUGAGCUCAGCUCACUGCCCAAGCUGGCGAGCGGCAAGGUUCGCGACCUGUACGAGAUCGAUGACAAGACGCUGCUCUUCCUGACAACGGAUCGCAUCUCUGCCUUCGAUGUUAUCAUGGCCAAUGGCGUGCCUUGGAAGGGCGCCAUCCUCACUCAGCUCACGGCGCAUUGGUUCGGCGUUCUUGCCGAACGAAUCCCCGGCCUUAAAACGCACUUCCUGACCUUGGCACCCCCGGCUGGCCUCAGCCCCGCCGAGACGGAACUAGUCCGCGGCCGCAGCAUGCAGGUGCGCAAGCUCAGGGUGUUUCCCAUCGAGGCCAUUGUGCGCGGCUAUAUCACGGGUAGCGCCUGGUCCGAGUACCAAAAGAGCGGCACGGUUCAUGGCCUGCCCCAGCCCGCCGGACUCCAGAGGUGCUCGCCCUUCCCCGAGGCCAUCUACACGCCCAGCACCAAGGCCGAGCUGGGCCAGCACGACGAGAACAUUACGCCGGCGCAGGCCGCCGAGAUUGUCGGCGAGCGCUACGCUUCCCGCAUCGAGGCCCUAGCUCUGCAGGUGUACAACGCUGGCGCCGCCUACGCUCGUGAGCGCGGUAUCAUCAUCGCCGACACAAAGUUCGAGUUCGGCCUGGACGAAGAGACGGACGACAUUGUGCUCAUUGACGAGGUGCUUACGCCCGAUUCGUCGCGGUUCUGGCCAGCCGAUGAGUACGAAGUCGGGCGCGACCAGGACAGCUUUGACAAGCAGUUCUUGCGCAACUGGCUGAUGAAGGAGGGCCUAAAGUACAAGGAGGGCGUCGCUAUGCCACCCGACGUGGCCGAGGCCACCAGCGUGAGGUACAAGGAUGCAUUCAAGCGCUUGGCAGGAAAGACACUGGAUGAGGCGCUUGCGGAACUGGAUGCCUGAAUUUGAUCACAUAUCCUGCGGGUAUGGGGUGAGUGAAGCCACGGCAUCUGGUGGGCUGGUCGGCGCGCAAUGGUUCUAGGGAAGCAAGCAAGUGGAGGAUAGGAGUUAGAGAUGCGCCACUCGCCGACAAUCACCACCCUGCCGCCCUCGUCGUGGGCCGGCUUCCACGAACUAGGCAAAAGAGACAAGAAAAAGACCGGGCUGUGCGUGAUGGUAGAUAGACAACGAAGGUCGAUCAGUCAUUUGGCCAGAGACAUUGGCUUCUUGGCUCGCGAAUUCACCGUAGGGACCUCUCAAGCUACGAAAAAGCAUGUGCCAAGGUGAUGCUCGAUAUGGUGGAAUGUCCCUGCCUGCCUGCCUGCCUGCCUGCCUGCCUGCCU